CUUUGUCUGCCUUACUUUCUUUCUCUCUCUCGUCUUCCAUUACAUGUGCAGUUCGUUCUUUACCAGACUCUGCUUGUGUUGCUGGUAGAAGCACCGAUCCUUUGCUUUCCUUUCUAGAUAUUUUCUUGUUAUUCGUUUUUUGACACGAAUGCCAAAGUCGGAAUUCAAACUAAAAUAUCUUUGAAGUUGGCAGGAUGUUACUCCGGCUUCACCAAACUGCCCUUUUGGCAGGAAACUUAGGAUCCAGUGUGCUAAAAUUAUCUGCACGAUGCAGUCGUGGUCUGAAGACAACUGCCUGCCGCUUUUCCUCCGAGGGCACCGUACCAGGAACUCCUUACAAAAACCUCAGCAUCGGUAUCCCCAAAGAGAUAUUUCCAAAUGAAAGGCGAGUUGCAGUUUCCCCGGCAAGUGUGGCCACGUUGACCAAGAAGGGGUUUAAGGUCACCAUCGAGGAAAACGCUGGCACCGAAGCAAAAUUCAUGAAUGAUGACUAUGCUUCUUCAGGUGCUGCCAUUGUUGACAAAUCGGCAAUUUACAAGAACGAUUUCAUUCUCAAAGUAAGAAGCCCGCUUCCUGAGGAAGUGCCGUUAUUUCAAGACAAUACAACACUCAUCAGCUUCCUAUAUCCGGCCCAGAACAAGGAACUUGUAGAUUUGAUGGCCAAGAAGAAACUAACAGUUUUUGCUAUGGACUGUGUUCCCAGAAUCAGUAGGGCUCAGGUUUUUGAUGCCCUCAGUUCAAUGGCCAAUAUUGCUGGCUACAAAGCUGUUUUAGAAGCUGCAAACAACUUUGGAAGAUUUUUCACAGGUCAAAUCACUGCCGCUGGAAAAGUACCACCUGCCAAAGUACUCGUCAUUGGAGGAGGUGUGGCUGGUUUGUCUGCUAUUGGCACUGCCAAAAACAUGGGGGCUAUAGUAAGGGCUUUUGAUACCAGGGCCGCCGUGAAAGAACAAGUCGAGUCAUUUGGUGCAGAAUUCCUGGAAGUCAAUGUCAAGGUCAGUUCUGUUUUUUUCCUUCCCCCCCAUUUUAUUCUUUUAUUUGCAAUGGUCGAAUCAAUGAAGCCAGGUUCGGUCGUCGUUGAUUUAGCUGCGGAAGCUGGCGGAAACAUAGAAACAACCAAACCAGGAGAGUUGUACAGGUAUCACGAUGUCACCCACGUUGGUUACACGGAUCUACCCAGCAGACUGUCAACACAAGCCAGUACCCUCUACUCUAACAACAUCACCAAACUCUUGUUCUCUUUUGGUGAGAAGGACCAUUAUCACCUAGACAUGGCAGAUGAAGUAAUCAGGGGUUCCAUUAUUUUAAAUAAGGGUGAACUGAUGUGGCCUCCGCCACCCCCACCUGCUCCUGCUGCUGCAGCUCCAACUGCAGCUGCUGCAGAAAAACCUGCAGCUGUCGAACCCGCUCCUCCAAACUAUUUCAACAACACACUGAAGGAUGCCUUCAUGUACACUGCAGGACUCAGCUCCAUCAUCGGUCUUGGUAUUGCCUCACCAAACCCAGCUUUCACUACAAUGGUCACAACAUUUGGUUUGUCUGGUAUUGUUGGUUAUCACACUGUGUGGGGAGUCACUCCUGCUCUUCAUUCUCCUCUCAUGUCUGUCACCAAUGCCAUCUCUGGAAUCACAGCUGUCGGUGGUAUGCUGCUGAUGGGUGGAGGUUACAUGCCCUCCAAUACCUCUCAGGCCCUCGCUUGCACUGCAGCGUUCAUUUCUUGCAUCAACAUCGGCGGUGGUUUCUUGGUUACCCAGCGCAUGUUGGACAUGUUCAAGAGACCAACCGACCCCCCAGAGUUCAACUACCUGUAUGGUGUCCCAGCUGCCGCUUUCCUCACUGGUUAUGGUUUAACAGCAUACCAGGGUACCUACCCAGACAUCCACCAGAUGACUUAUCUGGCUGCUGGUCUUUGCUGUGUUGGGGCCCUCACUGGCCUCUCUUCUCAAAGUACCUCCAGAGUCGGUAAUUCUCUCGGUAUGAUUGGCGUCUCAUCAGGUGUCGCUGCCACUCUUGGAAUCAUUAAACCUACCCCUGAACUCUUCACCCAAAUGGCUGUCACUAUGGGUAGUGGUGGUCUAAUCGGCUCCGUUUUGGCCAAGAGGUUAGAGGUCACGGACCUUCCUCAGAUGGUGGCUCUCUUCCACAGCCUUGUUGGUGCAGCCGCAGUGUUUACGUGUUUCGCUAAUCAUUUGGCGGAACAACCACACUUUGCCACUGACCCCGCUGCGUCAGUCAUCAAGACCGCCCUUUUCCUUGGUACCUACAUCGGAGGUGUUACAUUCACUGGGUCUCUUGUUGCUUUCGGCAAAUUACAAGGGAUCAUGAACUCUGCUCCCAUCAUGUUGCCAGCACGUCAUGCUUUGAAUCUUGGACUCCUGACAACCAAUGUUGGUGCUAUGGGUUAUUAUAUGAUGACCAAUGAUCCUACAUCCAGUAUGCUUAUGCUCGGUACUACUGCUUCCUUGUCUAGUGUUAUGGGACUCACUUUAACUGUGGCUAUUGGCGGUGCUGAUAUGCCUGUUGUUAUUACCGUCCUGAACAGCUACUCUGGUUGGGCCCUGUGUGCCGAAGGUUUUAUGAUGAACAACAACUUAAUGACCAUAGUCGGUGCUUUGAUUGGUUCCUCUGGUGCAAUUCUUUCCUACAUCAUGUGCAAAGCUAUGAACCGUUCCCUUCCCAAUGUAAUCCUUGGAGGCUAUGGAACCAGCUCGACUGGCGGAGGCAAACCGAUGAGUAUCACAGGAACACACACUGAAAUAGAUGUCGAAGGAACUUCCGAACUGAUUGCUAAUGCCAAAAAUAUCAUCAUUGUCCCCGGUUAUGGCUUGUGUGUUGCCAAGGCUCAGUACCCUAUUGCUGAGAUGAUCACUCUCCUCACAAGCAAAGGCAAGAAUGUCCGUUUUGGAAUACAUCCCGUAGCAGGAAGAAUGCCCGGUCAGCUGAACGUUUUAUUGGCUGAGGCUGGAGUGCCUUACGAUAUUGUCCUUGAGAUGGACGAAAUCAAUGAUGAUUUCCCUGAGACCGAUCUAGUAUUGGUUAUUGGUGCCAACGAUACCGUCAACUCGGCUGCUGAAGAUGAUCCAAAUUCCAUCAUUGCUGGCAUGCCAGUUUUGCGUGUCUGGAAGUCAGAACAGGUCAUUGUUAUGAAAAGGAGUUUGGGUGUAGGCUAUGCCGCAGUUGACAAUCCAAUCUUUUUCAAGCCAAAUACAUCCAUGUUGUUGGGUGAUGCCAAGAAGACAUGCGAUGCUCUCCUCCGCAGAAUGAGCACUCAUUACGAAUCAUAACUGCAGUAGCUGUUAGAGCAACGAUGUUUAUAAUUAAAAUAUAUAUAAGUAAUGAGUCAUAGAAUAUGCAUGCAUGCGUGUCUGUCUGUGGUUUGCCACCACAGCCGAGUAGAGCACGAAUCUACCUUACUUUCUCUGGUCUGUUGAAACUUAGGAGCUAAAAAGAGAAUGCAGUAUAAUACUUGAAUUGAACUAUUGAACAAACACACACUGUCUCUGUCAUUUUGGUGUCUGAACUUGUUUGACCCUUUUUUUUUUUUCCUAAAUAAAUAUAAAACUAUAGAGAAAGAGAUUUUUUUCUCCUUCUCCAAUACGAAGGAGUUUGCAGAGAAAAAAAUUGAAGUAGAUAAAAGGGGCUUCAUGAGCCCUUGAAUCUUUCUCCAUAUACUUUCUUAGGCUUCAAAGGCCCUUUCAGAAAAACAUCUGCAGAAGAGUUCUUUCUCUUCCUUCCUAUUUCUUCAUAUCGCCAGCUACUUCAUGUUUGUGCUUUAAAAAAAAAAAAAAAAUAAA
Messenger RNA from Octopus bimaculoides (California two-spot octopus), 3794 nucleotides. Its product is annotated as NAD(P) transhydrogenase, mitochondrial. Gene Ontology annotation, biological process: proton transmembrane transport; NADPH regeneration. Lineage: Eukaryota; Metazoa; Mollusca; Cephalopoda; Octopoda; Octopodidae. The record is from RefSeq and is a predicted model, not a curated record. Gene Ontology annotation, molecular function: oxidoreductase activity; NADP binding. Gene Ontology annotation, cellular component: mitochondrial inner membrane.